This is a messenger RNA of Anisakis simplex (herring worm), 282 nucleotides long. The record is from the annotation of a GenBank genome assembly. Lineage: Eukaryota; Metazoa; Nematoda; Chromadorea; Rhabditida; Anisakidae.
UUGUUUGAACUAAUUCAAACGCAUACAACGUUCUUUUCAGCAAACACUCUCAAGGUUCCCGACUAUAGAUUUUUAGCAGAUCGAGUGUUCGAGGUUGUUAAAAAGUUUGAAGAGGAAGUUGCCAAGAUUCCAGAAAAGCAGCUCAAGGAUUUCAUCAUACAACCGGAAGUAAAGAAACCGGCAGCAGCUGGAGAUGCAGCAGGUAAGAAUCAAGAGGCUGGAAAUAAAGCAGCUGCAAAACCCGCUGCGGGAGCAGGAGACAAUCAAGCGGCCAAAAAAUAA